Molecule: messenger RNA, 3608 nt
Organism: Menidia menidia (Atlantic silverside)
Lineage: Eukaryota; Metazoa; Chordata; Actinopteri; Atheriniformes; Atherinopsidae
Source: the annotation of a GenBank genome assembly
UGUUAUUUGUCUAAGUGACUGCUAAAAGAGGUGGAGAGUGCAAAUAGGAUAGGAUUUGCUGACUUUGCUGGAGUUUAACAGACAAUUUCAGGCGGCUGAGUUGCAGUCUGGUCUGAGGCAUCAUGGGGAGAACUGUGCUGCAGCUCACCAUCCUCGGGCUUCUGCUGGCUUCAGCUCCCACACUCACAAAGAAGGAGGACUGGGACAUCUACAGCUUUCACAUCAACUCCACUGUGACCAGUCGUUAUGCCACUACGGUCAUCACAAGCCGUGUGGUCAAUCGGAUGGAUGAGUCAAAGGAAAUUGAAUUUCAUGUUCAGAUUCCUAAGAAUGCCUUCAUCAGUAAAUUCAGAAUGUUUAUGGAUGAUCAGGUGUACGAUGGUGUGGUAAAAACAAAGGAGCAAGCUCAACAGCAGUACACAGAGGCUGUGUCCAGUGGCCAAAGUGCUGGGAUUGUCAGCUCUGUUGGGCGAACCCUGGAGGAAUUUAAGACAUCUGUAACUGUGGCUGCUCACAAAAAGGUGACCUUUGAACUCACAUAUGAGGAAUUAUUGAAACGCACACAUGGCAAAUAUGAGCUGCAAAUUCAUGCUAGACCCAUGCAGCCCGUCAAAGACUUCAAGAUUGACGUGUACAUCCACGAGAACUCUGGCAUCAGUUUCAUCGAUGUGAAAGGAGGUCUGAGCACCAAAGACUUGGCUAAUGCCAUCACCAAAACCGUUUUAGACAAACAGGCAUGGGUGUAUUUCUAUCCAACCGCGGACCAACAGAAAACCUGUGACAGCUGUGGAGAACAUGGUAUGAAUGGAGAUCUGAUCAUUGCCUAUGAAGUCAAGAGAGACUCUGGAAUCGGAGACCUCAAGAAAUCAGAUGGGUAUUUUGUCCAUCACUUUGCCCCUACUGAUCUUCAAAGAAUACCAAAAAAUGUUGUCUUCGUUAUUGAUCAAAGUGGUUCAAUGAGGGGUAUAAAAAUUGAGCAGACAAAAACAGCUUUAGGCCACAUCUUGAACGACUUAGAAGAGGAUGACUUCUUUGGUCUAAUCACUUUUGACCAUGACAUUUUCCACUGGAAACAAGAACUUGUCCAGGCCACCAGUGAUAAUUUACAAGGAGCCAAGAAUUUUGCCGAGAACAUUCAAAGCAGAGGAUCAACAAACAUUAAUGCAGCGGUGCUGGAAGGAGCACGCAUACUGAAUGCAAAUCCCAGGGAGGGUUCAGCAUCUAUUCUUAUACUUCUCACAGAUGGAGACCCAACUUCAGGAGUGACAAAUCAAAAACAAAUACAGUCAAAUAUAAGAAAAGCCAUUGCAGGAAAAUUCCCUCUCUACUGUCUUGGCUUUGGGUUUGAUGUCAAUUUUGAGUUCCUGGAGAAAAUGUCACUGCAGAAUAGUGGUGUGGCGAGACGGAUUUAUCAGGACUCUGAUGCUGAUCUACAACUGAAGGGUUUUUAUGAAGAGGUGGCCAUCCCUCUGUUGACAGAGGUGACCAUGAUCUAUAUUGGUGGGACCAAUCUAACCCAAACUAACUUCAGUCAGUAUUACAAUGGUUCUGAGAUUGUAGUGGCCGGUGAGAUCACUGACAACAACAUUGAAACCUUCACUCCACAAGUUGUGGCUAUUUCAAAGGACAGAAAGGUGGUAUUUUCUCAAACAAAUACCUCCAUGGUGACCUCUACUGAAACGGUGUCUGUGGACCUCAUCCAGAGGGUUUGGGCCUACCUCACAGUCAAGCAACUUCUGGAGAAAGAGUUGCUGUUAUCUGGAUCAGAGCAAGAGAAAGUAAAGAAAGAAGCCUUGGACCUAUCUUUGAAAUACAACUUUGUGACCCCGCAUACAUCCAUGGUGGUCACCAAACCCCAAGGCGAGAGCACAGAUGUCCUUAACAAACCCAAGGAGGGUGAAGUCCCUCAAUUGAAACACACCGGACGCAGGAUUGCUGGUGCAUCUGGCACACAUUUACAAACAAGUGGGCAAAGAAUGGGACCACUUGGCUUUCCAGGAUUUCGGUAUUUCUCCUCUGGACAUCCUCAAGGAGAUCCUGUUCAUCAUGGCCUCCAAGUGCAUCAUUCGUUCUCUGCGGGAAAUCCUCAAAGAGAUCGUGUUCAUCAUGGCUUCCGAGGCAAGAAGUUAAAAUUACUCGAACCAUCCAGCAAUAUUUUGCUCACAGCGCAAGCACCCAUGCUAAUGGACUUUUUGAUGACUGAUUACUCUGCCCCAGAAUUUCUACCAACAGUGAGACCAACAAUGACAAUGGGAUCAACUUUUGGUUCCAUUUCCCACAGGUUUUUGCUAAAAACUGAGAGUCAGUCUCCCUCACUUUGCUUUGACGUUAGCGGAGCCGUCAUCCUCAAACUCCUUCAUCAUCCCAGCAGGGAUCUGUUUGUAAAUGGUGAACUGGAUUCCAUAACAAAUGGGGGAUUUCAAAAGAUAGUCAUCCAUCUCAAAACAGACCAGCAUAUUGAGAUUGACUCGCAGGGAAUCAAAGUCAAAGACGGACAGAUGGUGAUAAAUUACACUGCUCCGGAUCCCCUGUCGGAUGGAAGUAUGACAAUAAUCAAGCGGAACAACGAAAUAGAUAUUGAAGCUGAGGACAUCCGAAUUGUCAUCUUGAUUCACAUAAAGGACGGCAUGGAAUUCUAUUGGCCAGUUUUAAGACGGAGACCAUCUGCUGGUGACACCGAGGGACUGCUAGCUCUGAAGCCAGCAAUGUACAAUGAAGUGCAAGAAAAUCCCAUCACAAAAGUCAAGAUGGGAGAUGAAGAGAUCGAAGCUAUAAAUUCAACUGCUGUUGACUACAGUGUUGGGUCUCCUGUGUCAGUGCCUUGCUGGCUCAUUUCAGCUGACGAUGCCCUGCAGAAAUCUCUGAAUGAUUUCUUUGUCACAAAACUUUAAUCAGAAACUCUGUUAGAUAAUUUUUACAAUCAAUCCAUCCAUCCAAUAUUGUUACCGCUUAUUCCCUAAUGGGGUCGAAGGGGGACUGGAGCCUAUCCCAGAAGUCAAUGGGCGACAAAAAACAAAACAAAGAAACAUAACCUGUUUUUAAUUAACAUAAACCAACAAAAGCUAUCUUUUUUUUUUGUAUCAGACAUAAACUUAAUUAAAAACUAAAAGUAUCCAUUAUAUGAUGACUGCAUGUUAUUCCAAACUUUCCAAAAGUUAGGAAAUUUUCCAAAAUUAAACAAGAAAAUUUAUACCUGUCAAAUAUGUUGUUGUUUUCAACUAUUUCUUUCACAGAUACAAAUACAUAAUAAAUGUUUCUGCUCUGUUUACUGACUGUUCUCAUUUUAUUUACAAAGCCAAGCACAUCUUACUGUUGUUGCAACUUAUUCACUCGAAACAAGUUUAGAUAGAGGCAUGUUUACCUUUGUGUAACCCCUCCUUUCAAUUGCACAAUGAUUGUUUGACAUCUGAGGAAUUUAUUACUGCCUCAGUCUUCCCUUUCGCAUUUAAAGCAGCAUGCUUUGUUGUUCUGAUGGAUCCUGCAUCGACUCAUCUGAUGACGGAACAUGUCACGUGCCAAAUUGUAUAGAUUAUAAAAAAAUUCAAGUACUCAUUUCCAAGCAAAUAGGAUGUGAAAUGCGGUAAAUAAAAGUGGAAACAUUUGCAAAA